UGCAUUGGUAUUCGUUCUGAUUUGCCACGCUCUCCUUGGCCGCAUUUCGCUGGAAUACGAACGGACAAACCGGACGACGAAAAAAAUUACAAUCCCAUUUUCUACUGCAAAAAUUCAGCGUUUGCAGUGUUUAUCCACCGGGCAGGAUUCUUCGAAUACUGUCAAUACGCCGGUCACCAAUAAACCACAAACUAAAACUCGCAACUUUCCGUCCAUCUUUGAGUUGCGUUGCUCGGUUUGCCAGUUUCCGUGCGAAAAAUGAUGCACGAAAGCAUGAUCCUGCUUACGCCCCAUCGGAAGGAAGUGCUUGCUGGGUCGCAACGUUGGCCGCCAGUGGAUUACCGCACGCAGAAGGGUAAAGCGCUGCCCGUCCGGUUUCUGUUCGAGUGCGCUCAGAAGCUGGUUAUGAAACCGCUGACCUCUGCCACGGCCGCAGUUUUGUACCAUCGAUUUUUCCGCGCAACCAGCGACCCGGAGUACGAUCCAUACAUGAUUGCGUGCACGUGCCUGUACUUGGCGGCAAAGGCUAAGGACGAUAAGGUGCGCAAACGUGACAUCAUCAACGUGGCCCACUGCACCAUGAAUCCGGGUGCACAACCGUUGGACCUGUGCGAUGAGUACUGGUCGAUGUGGGACUCGAUUGUGCAGGGGGAGCUGUUCGUCGGUCGGAUGCUCAAGUUCGAUAUGACCGUCGUCCAUCCGCACAAGUACUUGGUGCACUACAUGAAAACGGUGAAAGAUUUGUUCGGUGGUGAUUGCUGGUACGACAUGCCCGUCGCCAAGGCCGCGGCCGCCUUCCUGCAGGAUUUCCACCACAGCGAAAAAGUUCUGGACUACCAGGCGCCGCACAUCGCGGUCUGCAGUUUGGCGCUAGCGUUUCAAGUGUACGGCGUUCAAGUGCCGCUCAUGAAGGAAGCCGAAGGGGUUGACCACUGGUUCAACGUUUUCUGUCCUGAUUUAACACGUGAUGCACACUGGGACAUAGUGGAAGACAUCAUGGACGUGUACGAGUUCGCCACCAACUGUUCGCUCACGUAGAGGAUGAUCCGAGUGACUCCACACCCGUCGAACAGCUAUGAUGGUGCAUUUCCCGCCCUGCCGAUAGCCUUAUCGGCGUCCCGUUCGAGAAAGUAUUUUGGAAGCCCGACUUUCAGCCCAUUUAGUUUUAGUUCGCCAUUCAAUCAAAUUUUUGCAUCCCCAUUCGUGAUACACAUAAUAAAACGUUAGUGAUGAGCUUUGUGACCCGGAACCACUGCUACUAUCAGGAUUCGUGAAACGGUAGCCACCGAUAUUCUACUUGUUUUGUAUUUAACAUUCAUGUGUGCGGUACAAUUAUACGAAUAUUAUAUCUCAAUAAACAUUCCCUAAUUGUGCCAA
Molecule: messenger RNA, 1377 nt
Organism: Anopheles bellator
Lineage: Eukaryota; Metazoa; Arthropoda; Insecta; Diptera; Culicidae
Gene: koko
Product: cyclin-Q
Exons: 5
Coding region: 259-1038 (259 amino acids)
Biological process (GO): regulation of transcription by RNA polymerase II
Cellular component (GO): nucleus
Molecular function (GO): cyclin-dependent protein serine/threonine kinase regulator activity
Source: RefSeq, a predicted model, not a curated record